AAAUUAGACAAGGUAUUGUUUGUACAGUGUAAUCCAUCAAGUUAAUUUAAUUAAUUACAAUAAUGUGGUAGAUAGGUUGUUUUGCUGAGGUCAUAGUAAAGUUUAUCGAUUAACAUGGCACAAACACUGGCUGAAUAAGAGUAAGUAAUUAACAGUAAUUCUGAGAAAAUCAGCGUAUUACUCAUAACAGUAAAGAUCCUCUCAGUGUGCCACACGCACACAGGUGGUGAAAGUUUCAUUACCAAAGAGAGGAGAAAAGACAGAAAAAGAGAGAGAGAAAGAGAGAGAGAGAGAGAGUAAACAUCCACACAGGAAAUUGUGUCACUAUGGUUUGACUCAAACUUCUGUAUUAUUCUGAGUGGAGCAUAGCUAAACGGGGCCAGCCAGGUCUGGGAUCAUCUUGUAGUAAGAACCUACACCGUGCCAGGCCACAGGACACUUGGAGAGAAAGGAUAUAACAUAAUUCUACCGUCAGUUACUUGGUAUACAAAUUCCCAACUCACUGAUUCCAAAAUGGAAGUGAGAUCCACCACACAACCUCCACCCUCCUUCUCCUCUUUCUCCUCAUCUCCCAACUCCAGCACCAACUGCAGUACCCUGUAUGCCCACCGGGAGUAUUCCAGAGUUCUCAUCCCUCUGUUCUACAUCGUUGUCUUCCUUGUGGGCUUGCUGGGCAACACGUUGGCACUGCACGUCAUCCGGCAAAACCUGAAAAAGAUGAACGCCACCACCCUUUACUCCCUGAACCUGGUGGUGUCUGACAUCCUGUUCACCCUGUCCCUGCCUCUGCGCAUCAUCUACUACGCCCUGGGCUUCCACUGGCCAAUGGGAGAGGCCCUCUGCAAGUUCACAGGCCUCCUGUUCUACCUCAACACCUACGCCGGCGUCAACUUCAUGACCUGCCUCAGCGUGGACCGCUUCAUCGCCGUGGUGCUGCCGCUGCGGUUUUCCCGCUUCCGCAAGGUCGGCCACGUGCGCUACAUCUGCGUGGCAGUGUGGGCGGUGGUUCUGAUGCAGACGCUGCCCCUCCUCUCUAUGUCCAUGACCCACACCGAACCGGACGGCCACGUCACCUGCAUGGAGUAUCCCAACUUCGAGAAGGUGCCCAACAUCGCCUACAUGCUGAUUGGCGCCGUGUUCCUAGGUUACGGCAUCCCCGUGGUAACCAUCCUGGUGUGCUACUCGGUCCUGUGUUUCAAGCUCCGCCUGACGGCCCGCGCCAAUCACCUGACGGAUAAGUCGGGUCGGAGCCGCAAGGCCAUCGGCGUCAUCUGCUGCGUGUCGCUGGUGUUCGUCGUGUGUUUCAGCCCCUACCACAUCGACCUGCUGCAGUACAUGGUCCGCAAGCUGGUCUCCGAGCCGGACUGCGCGGAACUCACGGCCUUCCAGGUGUCGUUGCACUUCACCGUGUGCUUGAUGAACCUCAACUCUUGCUUGGACCCCUUCAUCUACUUCUUUGCCUGCAAGGGCUACAAGAGGAAAGUCCUGAAGCUGCUGAAGAGGCAGGUGAGCGUGUCCUUCUCCAGCGCCGUCCGAACCUCGCCCGAGGGCUCGUCACGGGACAUGAUCGACGGGAACAAGAUUUACUUCAAUUCUUCCAGGUACAACUCGUGAAGGGGGACAGCGGGAGGGGGACAGAGGAGAGAUAUGACGGGUUUCAGGGUGGUGCUGUGCUACUCAUUUGACCGGAUUGAAAGGAGAUUCACACAUUCGAGCGUCGUGGUAUCCUUGUUUUACACUUUUGCUCAAUGUGGAGUUGAAGUGUGAGGAAAUCAAGACAGUAUUUGUCAAGGCAUCAGGCAUCGUCAGCCAGACUCAUGGCUAUGUUGCUUUUCUGAUUCAACAAAGCCACAACAUUGCAUCAUCCAGAAAAACAUGGUAUGACUUCAUAUUAAGCAUACUAGCAUGUUCUCAUUAGUUCUCAUCAGGUCCCUCUGGUGGAGAGUAGAGCCGAGGUGACAGAAACUGAAAUCAAAGGGUUGUUCCUCUUACAGUUUCAGAAGACACAAUCUCAUUUUAAUAAACACGUUGUCUGUACUGUACCAAUAGUAGGAGAAAAUUAGGAUUUCAGAUUAUUUCAUUUGUGGAAUUCUUUUCAAACAUCGAGAUCUGUAGUGUUCGCCUCAUGUACAUAUUGUUGUUGCACAGUUGUUCAUGAUGUAAAGCUUGUGAAUGGACCUUCUUUUUGCAAGAGCGUUCAAGGGCCAUUCUUAUUGUCAUUGCAUUUCUAAUAAAUAUUUCACAGGGAAAAUACUAGUGGUAUUUUUCUGUAAGCAAUGGUGUUUAAACGUGAUUGUGAACCACUGUGCGACCAGUUUAGCCUCUAGAGGGCAAUGUUAUACAGAAGUAAGAAGACGACUGACAUAUCCCUAUCUUGGUUACUGAUGUCUAGAGUUCGAAUUCAGUGUCCUAGCGCCUAGCGGUCAUAGAUAGCAUUUGCUGUAUUAAAACAGUCAGUAUUAAAACAAUAUUAGAUUUGGAAUUAAUCUUCUCAUACAUAGCAUUUGGCAGUUCCUCACAAAUAUUACAUGUACAGUUAUAAAUACCAAAGAGAAACAGACUUGCAGAGGCAAGCACAUGACAAAGACAACAUCACACAGACUGUUGUCAAAACAACAUAUUGCAAUGAACACAAUACACCAUCUGGUCGCUGAAAUGUAUCAGACAGUCAGAGAGGGAGACAGGGAGAGUAGCAGAGAGGUAAUUAU
This is a messenger RNA of Hypomesus transpacificus, 2708 nucleotides long. RefSeq names its product G protein-coupled receptor 183a (gene gpr183a). Gene Ontology annotation, cellular component: membrane. The transcript is spliced from 2 exons. Gene Ontology annotation, molecular function: G protein-coupled receptor activity; oxysterol binding. NCBI's taxonomy places the organism in Eukaryota, Metazoa, Chordata, Actinopteri, Osmeriformes, Osmeridae. The record is from RefSeq and is a predicted model, not a curated record. Gene Ontology annotation, biological process: G protein-coupled receptor signaling pathway. The coding region runs from base 514 to 1614 and encodes 366 amino acids.